GUUAUCAUCUCGUGUUUGAUAAGUUUUCUUAUUGUCGUCAAUGGCAAUAUAUAUGUGUGUAUGAAUGCGUGUACAAAUCUCAAUGGACGUAGAAUAAGUGAUCAUAUUAUAUGUGUAUACAAAACUAUAAGUAAUUGUUAAGCCUAAUAUGGAUGUUAUUUCCAAGUGUCAUUGAACACCUCCAAGUAGCUUUCCAAGACCAGACUCUUGCCCUUUACCAAUUCACUUCCACUUCGUAUUGACUGAAAAAAAAACCCAAUGGUUUUGUUGAUAUAAUCUUGGGAAAUGUUGAUUUUGACUAACUUGAUCAAAUCCCAUCUAUAAAUUCACCCACCUCUUCAUCGGUUUCAUUCACAUUCCGAAUCAAAACCUCAUAUCACUCUCCACAAAUUAAAGCUUACCUCAUAUUUUUAAGAGAUCAAGAAAAUGGACAAGAAAGACGAUUGUGCUAAAUCUGGUAACGUAGCACAAACUGGUGUGGCUGGAUCUGGUUCGGGUCAUAUGGUGGCGCCAGGGACUGGAGGUGCAGUUCAGAUACCUAGGGAUGCUUUCGAAGCUAACACUAAGGCCUAUUUUGACGACCUUCAUGCCAAGGACAAGGCAACCAAGUGAGAAGUGUUUAGUGGUUUAAAAUAAUAACCAGCACCUUCUUUCUUUAUGAUGUGACUCUCCUAUUAUGAUCAUAAUUUUAAAUAAAAUGAGUUAUUAUAUUUC
Messenger RNA from Brassica napus (rape), 714 nucleotides. RefSeq lists its product as uncharacterized. The record is from RefSeq and is a predicted model, not a curated record. NCBI's taxonomy places the organism in Eukaryota, Viridiplantae, Streptophyta, Magnoliopsida, Brassicales, Brassicaceae. Bases 427 to 612 code for a protein of 61 amino acids. The transcript has a single exon.